AUGGCUUCUGGGCAGCUAGGCCGGUCUCAGGUGGAGCUAGUAUCAUACCUGGAGCGCAUCGGUGUGCUGCGCAGGGGGGGGCAGUCCCGGGCGGCUCAGGUGAUGCGUCAGGUGGACCGCGGUCUGUUUGUUCCACCUGGCCCGUGGGUGCACGCGUAUCAGGACUCGCCCCAGACCAUAGGCUUCAACGCCACCAUCUCUGCCCCGCACAUGCACGCCCAGUGCCUCGAGCUCCUGGAAAAUCACCUGCAGCCGGGAAUGCGAGCUCUGGACGUGGGGUCGGGAACGGGCUAUCUCACAGCGUGCUUUGGCCUGCUACUGGCACCCACGGGGAAGGCCGUGGGGGUGGAGCAUAUACCAGAGCUGGUGGAGCGGUCAAAGCGGGACAUGGCGAGGAGCGCAGCGGGGCAUCUGCUGGAGAGCGGGGUGAUAGCGCUGCACACGGGGGACGGCAGGCAGGGGUGGCUGCAUGACAGCCCAUAUGAUGCCAUUCACGUGGGAGCGGCAGCGCCAGAGAUCCCACUGGCCUUGAAGCAGCAGCUGAAGGAGGGAGGGCGGAUGGUUAUACCCGUGGGCACGUGGUCACAGGAUCUGCUCGUGGUGGAUAAGCUGCCAGGUGGCCGCUUCAAAGAGAGCCACGUGGCAUCUGUGCGCUACGUGCCACUCACCAGCAAGGACGAGCAGCUGGAGGGGUACUGA
This is a messenger RNA of Closterium sp. NIES-65, 699 nucleotides long. The record is from the annotation of a GenBank genome assembly. Lineage: Eukaryota; Viridiplantae; Streptophyta; Zygnematophyceae; Desmidiales; Closteriaceae.